Solea solea (common sole) is the source of this 7975-nucleotide messenger RNA. RefSeq names its product shroom family member 3 (gene shroom3). The record is from RefSeq and is a predicted model, not a curated record. Gene Ontology annotation, cellular component: adherens junction; apical plasma membrane; cortical actin cytoskeleton. NCBI's taxonomy places the organism in Eukaryota, Metazoa, Chordata, Actinopteri, Pleuronectiformes, Soleidae. The transcript has 26 exons. Bases 377 to 6505 code for a protein of 2042 amino acids. Gene Ontology annotation, biological process: actin filament organization. Gene Ontology annotation, molecular function: actin filament binding.
AGAGAGAGAGAGCUCCGGAUUCUCUCUCUCUCUCUCUCUCUCUCCUCACGUCUUUUCUCCGGCGGCACUCUUUCAUGUUCUCUCUCUUCUGUCGGUGAAUUUUCUCUCUUUUGAAACUUUGUUACUUUGUUUCUCUGGAGGAAUUCACCGCUUCAUGAAUGCACUUUGCAGGAAGCAGCAGCUCGUCUCUCUGCUCCUCCUCCUCCUCCUCCUCCUCUUCCUCCUCUUCUUCAUCACCAGCUCCUCUCAAUGAGCGGAGGACAUGCUCUCUUCCUCCUCCUCCUCCUCCUCCUCCUGACGGAAACCCCGGUUUCUUGCCUCCGGUUCCCGCUGAGGAGCUGAGGAGGAGCCCGGAGAGAGCGCUGUCUGCCCGGGCAUGGAGCGCGGCGGCGUCCGGGGGGGAGGAGGAGCGGGAGGAGCGGGAGGAGCGGGGUGGGCGCUGGUGGAGGCCCGGCUGCAGGGAGGAGCACCGUGGGGUUUCACCGUCCAGGGAGGACUGGAGCACGGAGAACCGCUCCUCAUCUCCAAGGUGGAGGAAGGCGGUAAGGCGGACACUGUGGAGCGCCCUCUGCUGGCGGGAGACGAGAUCAUCGCGAUCAAUGACGUGGAAGUGAGUGGAUUCAGACAGGAGGCGGUCGCUCUGGUGAAAGGAUCACACAAGAAUCUGACGCUCACUGUCCGCAGACAGUUUAAUGAAUGCUACACCAGAGAGUCUUCACCUCCUUCACUGCCGCCUCCUCCUCCUCCUCCUCCUCCUCCUCCUCCUCCUCUUCCUCCUCUGUCUCCACGACAACAACAACAACAACAACAACAACAACAACAGUCACCAGUGUCAUCUCAGCACAGCCGGCCAUGUUCUGCAGGAGGAGUCCAGCUACGCAUCAAGAACAGUAGAACUGGAAUCAUGGAGCUGCUGGAAGUUUUCUAUCGCAGGAAACUGCGCAAGAAGCAGAAAAAGUCAGCGCUGGGCCGGUCAGAGGGGGCGCUGUGCCGGGCGCCGUCUGAGGCCGGCGUCAAUGGCCUCGCCACCGGUCUCAUCUCCAGAGUCCUCAGGUUCACCAGCAGACGCAGCGAGCUGGCGUCUCGUCCUCACUCGUGGCACUCAGCGAAGCUCGGUGAAGGACAAAGACAGUUGGACCAGGAAGACGUGGACACCAUGAACACCUGGCACAACAGCUACCACACAAGCGCUUCGACCACCAACCUGUCCAGCGGCUUUGACUCGUCCAGCGGUGGUUACCUGAGGAAGAGUCCAGACCAGUACAGCUCUCGAGGCAGCAUGGAGAGUCUGGACCCUCCCCAGUCCUCGCAGCUUCACUCUGGAGCUCAGCAGCACCACAGUGGACCCCACCCGGCCUACGCCUCCUGCCACCAGCUGUCCUCUGCCAGAUCCUCCAACAGCAUCGACCACCUCCACAGCAAGCGAGACUCGGCUUACUCGUCCUUCUCCACCAGUUCCAGCAUCCCAGAAUACCUCGCCUCAACCCCGUCCUUUAGUCCCGAGCGCUCCUAUUCACUGGAGACAGUCUCUCAUAGAGGAGGCGAGAGCAGAGAGAUGCACCAGGCUGAUCUUCAUUACAUCCGGACAGUUUACGAUGUGAAGCAGGGCUUAUCUCAAGAGCACGAGCUGAGUUCCUCCUCCGCUGCGAGAGGUGGAGGAGGCACGAGGUCCGGGCAGAGCCAAGAUCUGCAAGGAGUCUGUUACCGUGGCAGCAGCAGCGGCAGCAGCAGUGGUGGCGUGCCGGCUUCUAACCGACACAGCGUCGGUCCAAUAUGGGGUCCAGCAGCUAACUGUAGCUCCUAUGAGAACCUGAAAGGGGUGCCAGCCCCUCCGCGGCGCAGCGACAGCUACAUGGCCAUCAGGAACCACGACAGACCAAAUUCCUGGUCCAGUCUAGAGCAAGCUAGAUCACUGCGGUCUCUGCAGAAAGGUUCCUGGCAUCACUCCAGUGGCCCUGUGGCCUCGGGUGCAGCAAAAGGCUCUUAUGGCACAGAGGGUCUUCUCCACACCGUCAUAGAGAAGAGUCCAGAGAGUAGUCCUACCACAAAGCCCCGGCAGGGUGGAGGGUUUGUCCAGCCUCCUUCGCCUCCUGAAUUUUCCUCUGGAUCUGCAGGCCACACACCGCACUCUGGCCGCCUUAUACUUCCCACAGUUGUGUACCCCGUCCCCCAGCCUGAGCCCCACUACACGCAGAUGCCCAGCUCCAAUCCUGGAUCCGGCUCCUCUGCAGUCUAUCCUGCUCUCACCAAGGAGAACAGUCAACAUCAGUACCAGGAGUCGCAGGGAACUGGACUGAGGGAUGAAGGAAAGAUAUCAUCUUCAGAAAAUAACAUUUCUUGGUCACAUUACCCUCACUCGUCGCAUGCACCAUCUGCCUCGUACCAGCUCAGGCUUCAACAGGAAGAGUCGAACCUCAGACAUAACAGACCGCACAUGAAAUCAGAUGUAGACAGAGCAGAGGGUCAGACAAGAGUCCAAAGACCUCACAACCACCAGGAACCUCACAGUCAGAGCUUCCAAGGGUCCUACACUCAUAAAGGCCACGGACCUCAUGACCUAGUGUUCCAGGAACAGAACCAAGGUUUCCAUGUUCCCCAAAUCCAGUCAUCAUCCGGACCAAGGCCUUCAUCCUCACAUGAAUGCAGGGACCCACAUGUACCUGUGCAGCCCAGGGACAGGAGCAGAUCAGUGGACCACACCAGCUUUCAUACAAACCCAGCGACAUUCUCCAGGCCAGCUCAGGGGCAGGUACCAUUUACCCACUCACUUGUUCACCCUCAGUCUCAGGCUCCACCCACCUCUGCCACCCCGUCUUCUCCUCGUCACCUCAGUGACUCAGUACCACUGCAGUACCAAGACUGGGAGCACAGAGACAAGGACGACGACAGAGAACAUCCCCUGACCCGUCUGGAGAAUGCCCUUGCUGAGGUCCAGAGAUGCGGCAGCUCUGACAGCGUUAUCUCUGCCAGUAGCCACGAUGGCAGCCAGAUGCCGACACGCAGCCUGUCUGUGUUGGAGAAAGUCAGUCGUUUUGAGCGUGGGGAACAAGCCGGAAAGAAGCGUAGUUACAGCACAAGCCAUGCAAACAACACAGCCAGCCAUCUGAGGACAACUGAAAAAGGCCGGCGCUCCCCUUGUGGAGCAGACGACCUGAGAAACAUGUUGGAAAGAAGCACCAGUAGUGCCAAACCCCACAGAACCAUGAGCUACAGAGGAGGAAGCAACGGCAGGACCCCAAUAGAUCCCAGUUCAGCCCUUCAGAGGAGUCGCAGCACCUUCCAACUGGAAGAAUCCAGGGAGGGCUACAGCAGCAGAGAUGUCCACCAUAGGCAUGACAUCCAGGAGGUGCUGGGCCCCAUGCAGGACACAUCCUUCAACAGAUCCUACAGGGAAUCUUUGAAAGAUGCCCAGACUAAGGUCCUUCGGUCCACCUCCUUCAGACGAAGAGACUUCAGUUCCUCAAGCAGCCCGCAGCCUCCGCCUGUCCCCGCCAAGCAAAACUCCCUCGAGAAAAAAGGCCCAAAAACCAAGCCCAAACCACACGGCGUCAUCAUCAGGCCAGCGUCUCCACCACUGGUCACAUCCCCUCAUGCUACGAAGGAGCGGCAUAUGGUCACCCCAGAGGUCCGUGGACCGAGUCCCCCGGCUCUUCCCAGCGCUCCACCGAGUGGACCUGCUGUGAUGCGCAUCUGUGGCCGCAAGCGGCUAAUGGCAGAGCAGAAGAAACGAUCAUACUCAGAGCCAGAAAACCUGAAUGAGGUCGGGGUUUCAGAUGUUGAGACUGUUGCCCUCUUCAGGCGUGGAGGAGAGACCAGCGUGGCAGACCGGCGGAAGAUGUUUGAACUUGCGGCAAGUCGUGUUGGGGUUGGUGCUCAUCAGAAGGCCACGUCCAGACCAGAGCUACGACAGCUUCAGCACGACGCUCUUGCUGAGUAUGUGGAGAGGAAGAGAGGAGCUAAAAGAGAAGAUGGAGGACAGAGAAGUGGACCGAGGCCUUGCAGUGCUUAUCUACAACCUGACAACAGCAACCAUCCAGGCCGAGGCUCCUGCAGUUACUCAGAAACCUUCAGCCUCUCCUCCGCCUCCAGCCUCCUCUCCCUCCAGGACUCUGGCCCAGAACGAACCUUCCCUGUUGAGAAGCGUUCCUCCUCCACUCUUCCUCCUGGAACCGACCUGCGCGACUACCAGUCUAACCUCUACUACCCUGGCAGGGUCACAACCCCACGGCCUCCACCUCAGCCACCACAAAGUGCUCCUCCCGGUUCACCCCCUGAGCUUCAGACCAAGACCUUCCAUAAUCUGAGUCCUGAAGCAGGUCUGAGUAGACAGAGCCAGUCUGUGAGCAGAGACUCAGGCCUGGACCAACAGCAGCAACAGCAGCAGCAGCAGGACAAAGAGCCACAAGAGCAUCCCUUCAGGCUGGGACUGUCCAGGAAGCUCAGUGGGGCCCUGCAAAGAGCCGGGUCAAACCGCAGCACCGGGAAGUCGGCUUCUGCUGAGGAUCUGCUGGAACGAUCCCAGGAGAAUCAGAUGACUCCUCAACACUUCCGCUCCCGCUCGUCCCCGAUCAUGGACACUUUACAGGAUUUCUCUGCAGGAGACGUCAGGACGUUUGGUGUGUUGGUCUCUGAACCUGAGGACAGAUCUGCAGACACUCAGAUGUUAGGGAACCUCGUCUGUCCUCAACUGUCCCAGAACAGUGUGAACUCCAUCCAGCCUUCAGAAUCAUCUCCAGACCUAGGCUCCUCCCCCUUCUCCUCCUCCGUCACUCCUGUCACUCGUAGAGAGCGACGAAGGAGCAGCGAGCGCCAACGAGCCCACAGCACCUCCACCUUGGCGGCCUCCGUCGGUCUGCCCUGCCCCUUCUCCCCCGCGGGGACACUGAGUGCAGGUGACACUGAGUGGCAGACCAGCGAGAGGCUGGCCAACCUGGACGCCAUCAGCUUCCCUGGCACCAGCAAAACCCUGGAGACAAACAAAGAGACAAGAUGCACUUUAAGUUUAGAGGACACUGAGACAGACGUGGACAGUUUAGAGAACCUGUCAGAGAUGCCCACACUUUUACCCCAAUCUCAGCUCGCAGUUCUGCCAAACAGGAAGGACAAUGAGAAAACUGCGUCCCUUCUGUCCCCUUCCCUCCAUCUGUCCGUCCGCCACCUGUCCUCACUGCGGAUCUCAGAGUCCAGCCUCUCGAGCUACAGUGACCAGCAGCCACACAUGGAAACUUUCAGGGGCCAAUCUCAGGAGGACUUUGACGAGGUCUUCCUCCUAACUCCUGCCCCUCCGUCGCCUCCUCCACCAAUCAGAGAGACAAGCAUCCUGGAGGACUUCCCUCCUCCUCCACCUCCCAUCGAGUUGGAGGAAGAACCUGGAUACGACUCUGUGGAAAGUCCAAGCUCAGAAUACUUGUCCAGCUCCAGUGUUCCCACGAGGAAGUCCUCCCUUCCCUCACCGACACUGUUUCCUUCGUCCUCUGUCUUCCCGCCACUGUCCACCACUAACACACACACCUCGACCAAGGACAGCUUAGGUUUGGACUACCAGUCCCUGACCCAGAGGGAGAAGACACCUGAGGAGCAGCGGGUGGAGGCGCUGGCCCAGAAACUGGUGUUGCAGGACCACUCUCUGGCGCCUCUCCUGGACACAUGGAGCACUAAAUCCACUGUCGAGCUCAUGAGUGAGAUCUUUCCUCGCAGUAGAUUGGUGGAUCGAUCACAGUGGCAUCAGUUGGAUGACAGGAUCCAAGAUGGCGUUUGUGUUUCUGCAUCAGUGGCGAUGACAGACGGACAAAAACAAACCAACAUGGAUGAGAAAGACCUCAACACCACAAAGGUGGAGCUGUGUCACGCACUGAGGAGCAGCGUGGAGGCUCUGCAGCAGGAGAAGGAGCUGCUGUGUGAGGAGCAGAGGCGUCACCAGGCGCUGGGCAGUGACAUGGAAGCACUGGUACAGGAGAAACUCAGAGACAACGAGAAGGACAAGUACAGCAUGUUCAUCGGAGAUCUGGAGAGAAUCGUGAACCUGCUGCUGUCUCUGUGCAGCCGCCUGUCGAGGAUCGACCGCUCUCUGCUCGCCGUGGACGCAGAGGAGCUGACGCAGGAGGACGCAGCCGAGGAGAAGGCGUCUCUCCGUCGUAAACGCUCUCUGCUGCUCCGUCAAACCGAAGACGCCUGGGAGCUGAAGGAAAACCUGGACCGGAGGCAGCGUGUCGUGCAGUCCAUCCUGUCCGGCUACCUCAGUGAAGCGCAGCUGGGAGACUACCGGCACUUUGUCAGCACCAAACCCUCCCUCCUGAUUCGGCGGCGGCACCUGGAUGACCUCAUACGUCAGGGGGAGGAGCAACUGAAACAGCUGUUGGAGAACAUUCCGGCGGAGCUGGCGGAGGCUCGCGGUUUGUCGAGGGCGGGUCCGUUCUCGCUGCCGAGCCACGUUACCUGCUCGUCGCUGUCUGUAAUUCCAGGCCCUGCCCACCCCGUCAGGUCCACCACUGUGACGUCACUGUGAUGUCACUGUCACACGUGGAGGUGAGAGACAGGAAGUGAUGAUGACAAGACUGUAGGUGUUUGACAAAUCCACCAUUGUUUGUUUUAUAACUCACAGACAAGAGCUCACAGUCGGCACCUGAUCAGAACUCUGUGGUCGUGAUGUGAACACACAAAUGGCCUAUUUCCACUGGCCAACUCGCCACGCAACACCUUGCCUCACCAAGCCACGCCUCACCACGCCACGUCUCGCCACACCUCACCACACCUCGCCACGCCACGCUACGCCACGCCACACCUCACCACGCCACACAUCGCCACACAUCGCCACGCCAUGCCUCACCACGCCACGUCUCGCCACGCCUCACCAUUCCACACCAAGCCACGCCACGCCACUCCGGGGCGGUCUCUCAGUAACGGGGCCGUCUCUCAGUAACGGGGCCGUCUCUCAGAAACGAGGCAGUCUCUCAGAAACGAGGCGGUCUCUCAGAAACGGGGGGGUCUCUCAGAAAUGAGGCGGUCUCUCAGAAACGAUACACUGUCGUCUGCAAACACAUGAACUCACUAAAAGUGAGUGAAGACCAAAAUCAAAGGAGCUGCACGCGUCACAUGACGACUCACUGUAACACGACAGUCUGGAGCUUGUAGCACUUUUAGCAGCUUUGCUAACAGGUUUUUACACUGAACCAUGAAAGUUAAUUCAGCUUCUUUUUCUGUGAUUUCAAUGUUUCACACUUUUAUCUUCAUGUGGCAACAUUUACACAAAUAUGCAUUUAAAAAAAAAGAUACCAAAUCUGAACAAGGUGAGCGGAGGAGUUGCAAUCUGCAGCCUCACCACUAGAAAAGUGAACAGAAAAGUGUUUAUUUAAGGAAUGCAGAAGUCAGGGGUUUCAAACUCGUGGCCCCCAAAUUGACGAAUGUGGCCCACCACCAGUUUUUUGCUGUUCAAUGAUUCAUUUAAGUCAUAUAUGUUUUUAUUCAUAUGAAAACAAACAGUGCAAUAUCAUGUGAUAUUUGUUUCAAGCUCCUAUCAUCCACUCCGGCCCCAGAGUUUGAGAACCCUGACCUCAAUCAUGCUGUGGUCAGAUCAAUAAUCAAUAUUCAACUUUUAUUAAAGUGAAGUUGCACCAUUUUCUUUUUUCUUCCUCUGUUAAAUCACAAUUCUAAUUUGUCAGUGUCACAACAUAACACUUUUUGUUCUCUCUCUCUCUUUUUGUACGCUUGAGUCGCAAUUCAGUUGCAGCCAUUUUGUUUUCCCUGCAGAAACCCCUGAAUCUGCUCUACAGGAUCAAUAUUUAUUGUAUAAUUCAAAAGGUUUUUCACAGCUUCUCCUCUCACCGACGACCACUUCUUUUAUGUUAUUUUACUGUUUAUUAUUGUUUAUUCACACUCUCAGACAUUUCUCGUUGAAUUUAAUUCAUCGUUUGCUUUGAACGAAGGGCGAAUGGAAAAAAAACUGUUGCAAAAAUAAAAGUAUUUUGUAUUUGCUUUA